This is a messenger RNA of Salvelinus sp. IW2-2015, 2535 nucleotides long. RefSeq names its product glycoprotein (transmembrane) nmb (gene gpnmb). The record is from RefSeq and is a predicted model, not a curated record. Gene Ontology annotation, cellular component: plasma membrane. Gene Ontology annotation, molecular function: integrin binding. Lineage: Eukaryota; Metazoa; Chordata; Actinopteri; Salmoniformes; Salmonidae. Gene Ontology annotation, biological process: cell adhesion.
GGAGCAGUUAUGUGUUUGGUGGGGUCCGCGUGAGCAGCAAUAUCUUUGGGGUUGUGUGGAUAUAGUUGCAGCUUUUUCUCCAGGUCGAAAUGGGAGGUUUGCAUUAUGUCUGUGUUCUGGCUUGCACUUUUUUCGUUUCUCAAGCAAAUGGACUCAAAACGUACCGAGACAUGUUCCCUCAUAAGCAUUCAGUAUCGAUGAAGUUUCCACCGAUCCCCGGUUGGAACCCAGACAGUAACCCGUGGGAUGACUAUCUUUACCCACCCUUCAGUCCCAAGGAACUAACGCGGAGGAAAGGUCAGCCCGUCACAGUUCGCCUGACCAGUGACAGUCCUGCGAUCAUUGGCUCUAUGGUGUCAUUUACGGCCAAGCUAGAGUACCCACCGUGUCAGAAGGAGGAUGCCAAUGGGGAGCUGGUGUGGGAUGAGCAUUGUCCGGAUGGUGUGGAGCUGGAGGCCUCAGCUAACGGUCAGCUGAAGCAUGGCUAUGUGUUUAACUGGACCUCCUGGCUAGAUGACUACGGCUUUGGAAAGUGUACUGACCUGAAGAGAUGUAAUGUCUUCCCAGARGGGAAACCCUUCCCUCAGAGCAACGACUGGAGACACAAGGGCUACGUCUACGUAUGGCACUCCAUGGGUCAGUACUCUGAGACGUGCGAUGGCUCCUCUUCCACCCUGACAGUGAACACCAGUGACAUCACUCUGGGGCCGGAGCUGAUAGAAGUCAUGGUGUACAGGAAACGUGAGCGCAGGAAGUACAGCCCCCUGGCCACAGACAAGACCAUCUUCUUCGUCACAGACAAGAUCCCAGUGGCGGUGAAUAUUUCCCAGAAGGCAGCAUCCAACCUGUCGGCGAGCGUGUUUGUGCGUGGUGAGGACGUGGUGUUCAGUGUGUCUAUUCACGAUCCCAGUAACUACCUGAAGACUGCCGAUGUCGUCGACUACAUCUGGGACUUCAAGGACGGCAACCAGCUGGUCACCCAUAGCAACGUGGCCACGCAUGCCUACAGCGCGGACGGCGAAGUUAACGUGAAGCUGACGGUGGAGGUGGCGAUCAAGAUCCCGUGCCCCCCGCCAACACCGAUGAGUGUUACUUCGCCACAAACUAAAGCGGCCCCCACACCUCCCACUGGCACUCACUCCAUCACUAGCAAAAUGGAAACAACCCAUGGUUAUGUGCCAGUCACCACUGCCAGACCCACCUCCAAGGGCCCCAACACACCUGUUCCUGGGACAACGGGCUUCCCGACGACAGAGCCCCUCCCCCCGACAGUGGCUGAUGUGACCCAGGGGUUCAACCCGACCUCGCUGCUGCCAGCUGUCCCCACCCCUUUGGCCCAGCUCCAUCACAGACACCUGGCGGCCACCGACUGCUUCCGCUACCUCUACGGAACUUUCCAGACCAACAUCACCAUCAUCGAGCACCUAAUCAACAACCAGCCAGCCAAUCGAAUCGUGGACGUGUCUGCUGCCAAGGUGACCAACACUGACAUCAGCUUCCUGGUCAAGUGCCUGGGCAGCACUCCCACCUCAGCCUGCACCACCGUGUUGGACCCCUCCUGCCGCCAGGUCAGGAACAUCGUGUGUGACGACGUGCCCCCGUCUUUGGGGUGCGAGGUGCGCCUGCGGAGGACCUUCCUGGAGCCGGGGAUCUACUGUGUCAACAUCACCUUGGAGGAUGCCAGCAGUAUGGCCCUCGCCACCACCACCAUCACCAUCACCAUCAGCAACACUGACCCUGACACACCCGUGUCUAAAGCUCCUCAUGCUGCAGAGGUUGUACUCUCCUCCAGUGCUAUCCUGGUAGCCAUCUUUGCCUUCAUCGCCUUCAUAGUCUACAAGCGCUAUAAGGUCUACAGACCUGUGACGAGGUCCCUGGUGGAGGAUGCCAGUGUCCAUGUUGAGAUCGGGGGUCGUAGGGGCCGGCUGAGGGAGAUCAUAUUCCCCACCAACGAAGAGAGGAGUCGCCUGCUGAUGGACAGACGCCCCGUGUAGACCCACCGUCGGUACUACAGAAGGGAAGCAGAGCGAAAUAAAAUGAAUAGAACUUACACUCGUCUGUCAGUUAGGAUAUUGAGUAUCUGUUCUACACCAUACAUUUCUAUCUGAAUGUUCUGUAACGUUAUAUAAUCCUGAACAGGCACUAGCGUUUUUUCUUAGAGGUUCUUUAGUAACAAAUUAUACAUUUAGCACAUUUAUAAAUGCAUCACAAAGAUGAUAUAUAUACCAAUAAACAAGAGAACUUCUUCACAUUUUAGUGUGUCAAAGUAACACUGUUAAUAGGUAAGAUGGCAAGAGGUACAUUUCACCUGUGCUGAAAAAUAUGAAAAUAUGAAUAUCUUUUCUGUUUAGUUCACUUUGUAGUAGAAAAGCACAAGUAUGUGGCAAAUGGCAAGAAUUAAGAGAAGUUUGCAAUAAAGCUGUGUUUUGAAGUUGGAGCGGGCAGUGUUUGAGGCAGUGCUGGGGUGUAUUCAUUCCACCGAUUGUUGCAAAACGUUUCUUAAACAGAACGAAACGGGGCGGGACCUACCUGAAU